Molecule: messenger RNA, 4210 nt
Organism: Aethalodelphis obliquidens (Pacific white-sided dolphin)
Lineage: Eukaryota; Metazoa; Chordata; Mammalia; Artiodactyla; Delphinidae
Gene: DACT1
Product: dishevelled binding antagonist of beta catenin 1
Exons: 4
Coding region: 632-3055 (807 amino acids)
Biological process (GO): regulation of Wnt signaling pathway, planar cell polarity pathway; negative regulation of canonical Wnt signaling pathway; negative regulation of JNK cascade
Cellular component (GO): cytoplasm
Source: RefSeq, a predicted model, not a curated record
UCGGUCGAGUUUCAGAAAGUUCUCUGGGGAGCCCAACUGCCGCGUCCCUUCGCGGACCCUGCCUGCGAGGCCGACUGUAACAGGAUGCUGGGGCUCGAGGUGCUCGCCCCUUGCUUUGUGCGAGGGAAAAGAACCAAUAAGGAGCGAGGCAAAAACUGGGUGCUGUAAACCCGAAAAGGGGGCGAGGAGGCCCGCGGGAAGAGCGGGGGAGGAGAGAGGGAGGAGCGGGGAGGGCCCGGCGAGGAGGAGGCCGGCGCCGAGCGCGAGCAGCGCCCCUGACACUAGAGGGGGAAGCCGGGGGGGAGCGGGCCUCGCAACCGAGGGGCCGGCGCGGGGAGGCGGGCGCCGGGCGGGGGUUCGCCGGGCCGCCGCGCGUGACGUAGCGCCGGGCAGGGCGUUAUCAGCUGCGGGGCCGCGGCGAGGGACGCGUGGCGGCAGCGGACGGCGCCGCCCGGUCCCGGACGGCCGCAAGCAGCGGCCGCGCGCGGGUUCCGAGCGCUCCGGGUCUCCGCCCCUGCCGCCGCGCCCCGGCCGCCGGGAGGCAUGAGUCCGCGGCCGCAGCCCUAGCGCCCGCUCCUCCGCCCGGGCGGCCCGGCUGCGGGGACGGGUGCGCGCUGUAGGGUUGGGGGCCAUGAAACCGAGUCCGGCCGGGACGGCGAGGGAGCUGGAGCCGCCGGCGCCGGUCCGGGGCGAGCAGCGCACGGCGGAGCCCGAGGGGCGCUGGCGGGAGAAGGGCGAGGCGGACACGGAGCGGCAGCGCACCCGCGAGCGGCAGGAGGCCACGCUGGCCGGGCUGGCGGAGCUGGAGUACCUGCGCCAGCGCCAGGAGCUGCUGGUCCGGGGCGCCCUGCGCAGCUCUGGGGGCGCGGGGCCAGCUGCAGCCCGCGCCGGGGAGCUGCCGGGGGAGGCGGCGCAGCGCAGCCGCCUGGAGGAGAAGUUCUUGGAGGAGAACAUCUUGCUGCUGCGGAAGCAAUUGAAUUGUUUGAGGAGAAGAGAUGCUGGUUUGUUGAACCAGUUGCAGGAACUCGACAAGCAGAUAAGUGACCUGAGACUGGAUGUGGAAAAGACAUCUGAGGAACACCUGGAGACAGACAGCCGCCCCAGCUCAGGGUUUUAUGAACUGAGUGAUGGGGCUUCGGGAUCCCUUUCCAAUUCCUCGAACUCCGUCUUUAGUGAGUGUUUAUCCACUUGUCAUUCCAGCACCUGUUUUUGCAGCCCCUUGGAGGCAACCUUGACUAUCUCAGAUGGUUGCCCCAAAUCUGCAGAUGUGAAUCCCAAGUACCAGUGUGAUCUGGUGUCUAAAAACGGGAAUGAUGUGUAUCGCUACCCCAGUCCGCUUCAUGCUGUGGCCGUGCAGAGCCCAAUGUUCCUCCUUUGCCUGACCGGCAAUCCCCUGAGGGAAGACGAGAGGCUCGGUAGCCAUGCCAACGACAUUUGUGUCGGAUCUGAGCUGGAUGCCGUCAAGACGGACACUUCCUUACCCUCUCCAAGCAGUUUGUGGUCUGCUCCCCAUCCUUCAUUGAGUAAGAAAAUGGAUGGUUACAUUCUGAGCCUGGUCCAGAAAAAAACGCACCCUGUAAGGACCAACAAGCCGAGAACCAGUGUGAACGCUGACCCCACCAAGGGGCUUCUGAGGAAUGGGAGCGUUUGUGUCAGAGUGACUGCGGCCGUCUCACAGGGCAACGGUGGGAACCUUAAGAAUUCUAAACAGCUGCCUUUGCCCUCUGGCGGGGUCCCCUCUUUGGACAAUGGGACGUUGUCCCCACUGAAACAGUGGUCAAAAGAAUCAAAGCCAGAACCACUGGAAAGCAAGAGGUUGCCCGCGCCUGAGGGCAUCUCCCCAGGCACUGCCACUGAACUUCCAGGUAAGCAUCUGCCCAAAAAUGCCAAGCCAGCCUCCCAGGAGCUUGCUAGGUGUCCCCCUGCUGGGGUAGGGGAGUCUCCUAAGGAAAGCGGUCAGAUCCCAGCUGCCUCCCCAAAAGAGAGCCCUGGGAAGGUCCCCGCCUCGCUGCAAGAGAACAAGGUGGUCCAGCCACUGAAAAAGGUGCCACAGAAAAACAGCCCGCCGGCUCUCCCUACGGCGGCGCCCCCUCCCGCCGCUUCCGCUCUGGUGUCUCCCGCUUUCCCAGUGGAAGAGCGGCCUGCCCUGGAUUUCAGAAGCGAGGGCUCUUCUUCUCAGAGCCUGGAGGAAGGGCCUCUGGGGAAGGCGCCGCCGGUCCUGGCGCAGCCGCCCAGCGUCAGGCCACCCCGGGGUACACGGCCCGUGGCCACCCCGAGGGGCUCUGCCCUGAAGCCCCGGGCCCCGGCCGUCCACGGGCCGGAGAGCGCGCUGCCCGCCGUGAGGGAGAAAGGCCGGGCGGCCGGCAAGAAGUGUCGGUUCCCCGAUGAUGCGGAUACAAAUAAGAAACUCCGGAGAGCCCCGGCCAAGGGGCGGCGGGGCGGGGGCGGCCAGUCCGACGUGGGACCACCCAGCCGGCCGCUGGGGGCGGGCCACCGGGCGGGGAGCCGCGGGCACGGCCACGGCCACGGCCGGGAGGCGGUGGUGGCCAAGCCCAAGCACAAGCGUACCGACUCGCGGCGGUGGAGGUCGGCCGCCGAGGUGUCCUACGAGGAGGCGCUGCGGCGCGCGCGGCGGGGCCGCCGGGAGCCCACGGGGCUGUUCGCGGCCAGGCCGCUGCCCUACGCCAGCCCCUACGCCUACGCGGCCAGCGACUCCGAGUACUCGGCCGAGUGCGAGUCCCUGUUCCACUCCACCGUGCUGGACACCAGCGAGGACGAGCGCAGCAACUACACCACGAACUGCUUCGGCGACAGCGAGUCCAGUGUGAGCGAGGGCGAGUUCGUGGGCGACAGCACCAGCACUAGCGAUUCCGAGGAGAGCGGAGGCUUGAUUUGGUCCCAGUUUGUCCAGACCCUCCCUCUGCAGCCGGUCCCGGCCCCGGACCUUCGCCACAACCCCACCAAAACCUUCGUCAAAAUUAAGGCUUCACACAACCUCAAGAAGAAAAUCCUGCGCUUUCGGUCUGGCUCUUUGAAACUGAUGACGACCGUUUGAGUAACGUCCUUGGUGUAGAAAGUGGGGUUUUUCUAGUUCCCGAAAAAACGGCGGCGUCUUACUGUUUUGUGCGUAAUAAUCCCAAGGAAUGCUUUCCUUUGGUUUAGAUAAGACCGAGGUGAAUUAUGUCUCAUCUUCGUCAAGUAUGGACACUAGUGCCUAGUGCCUUUAGUGGAAGGUAAAGAAUGUCAUUGCUGGUUAGAAGUGAAUAUUGAGUUUCUAAUGGUGGUGAUAGUGACUUUUGUGGUAUCAGAUGGUUUUUAUUUGACAUUUUGUGAGCAUCUGUGAAGGCACAGGUUUUGAUGGUCAAGUGUUAAUGGGAUGAGACCUUUGAUCUGGAGGUCAGGUGGAUGGAAUUUAGGACAUACAUUUGCUGCUUUGGUUCUUUAGGGCAGCGUCUCCAUGAGGGUUUUCCUGUUGGCGGUAUCACAUACAAUUGUGUGAGGUAGAUACAAGGGGCAGUCAUGGUUUUCUGUAGUUUUUUAUAUACUCUUCUUUUCUCGGAUGUAUCCCCAUUCUGUAUUCUCCUCAGAACUCUUUGGUUUACUGGACCCAGAACUUGAAGACCAGACCCUACAUCCAGAGAGGUGACCUGGAUAGGGAGGCUGGUAAUACCUUAAAAGGAUUCACUAAAACCUUUGCCACACUUGGUGCCUAGGCCCUGGUUACAGUAACCCCUUCUAGGGCCAUUUACCCGACAUUGAUGCCUUUCUCCUCCUCCCUAAUUUGCAGCAGAUCCAACCAUUCCUCCCUUGGAGACUUGCCUUUGGGAUAACAUUUUGGUCAUCGGGUACAAAGAAAUUCACUCCUAGUGAAAUAACCCUUGGGUACGACUCCAAGCUCAGAACUGCUCGCGGGGCACUGUGCCACCUAAGCAUUAGCCCAAACGUAUUAGUGCAAUCCAGUCCAGAUCGGACCCCUGACCCUGUUUGGAAGGGCUUUUAAAAAAAAAAUUUUUUUUUUGGUAAACAGUAUUGUGUAAAAUUCCUUUUUUUAUACCAGUAUAUGCAUGUUUUGUGCAUGAGUAGUAUUUGUUUUGAUAUUCCUGUUGAUGUUAAAUGACUGUAUGAUAUAAACAGUAUGUGUUUUUAUAUAUCUUUGUGUAAAUUUAAUAUAACGCAUUAUAUGCUGUAAUAAACGAUUUGUUUUACUGCU